GGAAAGGAUGUGUCUGCGCGCCGUUUGCGCAGGCGCUUCGGCCCUGGCCUCUGACUAUCGCGAGAAUCGGCUCCCGGAAGUUCCACGUCAGUCAGUCUGACGGUCAGAGGCUCGGUGGGUUUCUCUCAGGGCCUGCGUAGCCAGUAACAAACGAGGUGCCAGGGAUCGAACCGACACAGCCAUGCCUCUGCGACUUGAUAUCAAAAGAAAGCUAACUGCUAGAUCUGAUCGAGUUAAGAGUGUGGAUUUGCAUCCUACAGAGCCAUGGAUGUUGGCAAGUCUUUACAAUGGCAGUGUGUGUGUUUGGAAUCAUGAAACACAGACACUGGUGAAGACAUUUGAAGUAUGUGAUCUUCCUGUUCGAGCUGCAAAGUUUGUUGCAAGGAAGAAUUGGGUUGUGACAGGAGCGGAUGACAUGCAGAUUAGAGUGUUCAAUUACAAUACUCUGGAGAGAGUUCAUAUGUUUGAAGCACACUCAGACUACAUUCGCUGUAUUGCUGUUCAUCCAACCCAGCCUUUCAUUCUAACUAGCAGUGAUGACAUGCUUAUUAAGCUCUGGGACUGGGAUAAAAAAUGGUCUUGCUCACAAGUGUUUGAAGGACACACCCAUUAUGUUAUGCAGAUUGUGAUCAACCCCAAAGAUAACAAUCAGUUUGCCAGUGCCUCUUUGGACAGAACUAUCAAGGUGUGGCAGUUGGGCUCUUCGUCACCAAACUUCACUUUGGAAGGACAUGAGAAGGGCGUGAAUUGUAUUGAUUACUACAGUGGUGGGGACAAACCAUACCUCAUUUCAGGUGCAGAUGACCGUCUUGUUAAAAUAUGGGAUUAUCAGAAUAAAACAUGUGUGCAGACACUGGAAGGACAUGCCCAAAAUGUGUCCUGUGCCAGCUUUCAUCCUGAGUUGCCAAUCAUUAUCACAGGUUCAGAAGAUGGAACAGUACGUAUUUGGCAUUCAAGCACCUACCGGCUUGAGAGCACACUGAAUUAUGGAAUGGAGAGGGUAUGGUGCGUGGCCAGUCUAAGAGGGUCAAACAAUGUCGCUUUGGGCUAUGAUGAAGGGAGCAUCAUUGUUAAGCUUGGUCGGGAGGAACCUGCCAUGUCCAUGGAUGCCAAUGGAAAGAUAAUUUGGGCCAAGCAUUCAGAAGUCCAGCAGGCCAACCUAAAAGCAAUGGGAGAUGCUGAAAUUAAAGAUGGAGAAAGAUUGCCACUGGCAGUAAAGGAUAUGGGCAGUUGUGAAAUAUACCCUCAGACUAUUCAGCACAAUCCUAAUGGGCGGUUUGUGGUGGUGUGUGGUGAUGGGGAGUAUAUCAUCUACACAGCAAUGGCAUUGAGAAACAAGAGCUUUGGAUCUGCUCAGGAGUUUGCAUGGGCCCACGAUUCUUCAGAGUAUGCAAUAAGAGAGAGCAACAGUGUUGUAAAGAUAUUUAAGAACUUUAAGGAAAAAAAAUCGUUUAAACCAGAUUUUGGAGCAGAAAGUAUCUACGGCGGCUUCUUAUUGGGAGUCAGAUCUGUAAAUGGCUUAGCUUUCUAUGACUGGGACAAUACAGAACUCAUACGAAGAAUUGAAAUUCAGCCCAAACAUAUUUUCUGGUCUGACUCUGGAGAGCUAGUCUGUAUUGCUACUGAGGAAUCAUUUUUUAUCCUUAAGUAUCUGUCAGAAAAAGUCUUGGCUGCACAGGAAACACAUGAGGGAGUUACUGAAGAUGGCAUUGAAGAUGCCUUUGAGGUUCUUGGUGAGAUUCAGGAAAUUGUGAAAACGGGGCUUUGGGUAGGCGAUUGCUUCAUUUACACAAGUUCUGUGAACAGAUUAAAUUAUUAUGUUGGAGGAGAAAUAGUCACCAUUGCCCACUUGGACAGGACGAUGUAUCUCCUAGGCUACAUUCCUAAAGACAACAGGCUUUAUCUGGGGGAUAAAGAAUUGAACAUCGUUAGCUAUUCCCUGCUGGUUUCAGUCCUGGAAUACCAGACAGCUGUCAUGCGGAGGGACUUUAGCAUGGCUGAUAAGGUCCUUCCUACCAUUCCAAAAGAACAGAGGACCAGAGUUGCACACUUUUUGGAAAAACAGGGCUUCAAGCAGCAAGCUCUUACAGUAUCCACAGAUCCUGAGCAUCGUUUUGAGCUUGCUCUUCAACUUGGAGAGUUACAAAUUGCAUACCAGUUAGCAGUAGAAGCAGAGUCAGAACAGAAGUGGAAACAACUUGCUGAACUUGCCAUUAGUAAAUGUCAGUUUGGCCUAGCCCAGGAGUGCCUGCACCAUGCACAGGAUUAUGGGGGCCUGCUGCUUUUGGCCACUGCCUCUGGAAAUGCUAAUAUGGUGAACAAGCUAGCAGAGGGUGCGGAGAGAGAUGGCAAAAAUAAUGUGGCAUUCAUGAGCUACUUUUUACAGGGCAAGGUUGAUGCCUGCCUAGAGCUCUUGAUUAGAACUGGACGGCUGCCAGAAGCUGCGUUCCUGGCCCGAACUUACUUACCCAGUCAGGUUUCAAGGGUAGUGAAACUCUGGAGAGAGAAUCUCUCAAAAGUCAAUCAGAAAGCAGCAGAAUCCCUUGCUGAUCCAACAGAGUAUGAAAACCUAUUCCCUGGAUUAAAAGAAGCCUUUAUUGUGGAAGAAUGGGUGAAGGAAACACAUGCUGAUCUGUGGCCAGCCAAACAGUACCCACUUGUCACGCCAAAUGAAGAGAGAAAUGUCAUGGAAGAGGCAAAAGGCUUUCAGCCCUCAAGAUCUACAGCUCAACAGGAACUUGAUGGGAAACCUCCUUCUCCUACUCCAGUUAUUGUGGCCUCCCACACAGCCAACAAAGAAGAAAAGAGUUUACUCGAACUAGAAGUAGAUUUGGAUAAUUUGGAAUUAGAAGAUAUUGACACAACAGAUAUCAAUCUGGAUGAAGAUAUUUUGGAUGAUUGACUGUAAUGCUUUCCAUUUACCUGACUAAAAAGAUUAUUAUUAUAUAUAGGUAUUGAUUGCUACCCUGACCACAGUGCUUCGGACUAUGAGACAUUUCUUACAUUUUUAUAUGUAAAUACUGUGGACCACUGGGAGCAUAAUGCCCACAUCAUCUUAAGAAGAGUUUAUGUGCAGCAUUUAAAUCACUGUGUUUUCCUUGUUAACUAAAACAGACAUGGGCUUUGAUUUUUUUUCAUACUAUGAGACCGUAUCUCAUAAAACCUUUUGAAUUAAUGGAAGAUACUUUUGUUUCCUUUCUCAGUAAUGAAAAUAGACUUCUAGUUUUAGAAGGCUGAGCUGAAACUACAACUUGCCUAGGGAUCAGCCCCACUCUCUUUUCUUUGCAUAACUAAAUCUGCAUUUUCAAA
This is a messenger RNA of Rhinopithecus roxellana (golden snub-nosed monkey), 3309 nucleotides long. It is a transcript of the gene COPB2, whose product is annotated as coatomer protein complex subunit beta 2. Gene Ontology annotation, molecular function: structural molecule activity; protein binding. The coding region runs from base 182 to 2902 and encodes 906 amino acids. Gene Ontology annotation, biological process: endoplasmic reticulum to Golgi vesicle-mediated transport; intracellular protein transport; intra-Golgi vesicle-mediated transport. Lineage: Eukaryota; Metazoa; Chordata; Mammalia; Primates; Cercopithecidae. Gene Ontology annotation, cellular component: COPI vesicle coat. The transcript is spliced from 22 exons. The record is from RefSeq and is a predicted model, not a curated record.